AAAAGAAAAAGAUGAGGAUCGUAUUAUUUUUAUUCGUCUUAUUUCACAAAGGUUUCUCCGUGUAUAAUUCAAGAAUCUCAUCGUCAGCUGCCUUCGAUAUAUCUAUCCAAAACAAGAUCUCGUCCCCAAAGAGUAUUCUUGAGCUUGGUUUUUUCAAACCGGCCCCAAGUUCCAGUGUUGGUGACCGAUGGUACCUUGGCAUGUGGUACCGAAAGCUGCCUAAUGAAGUUGUUUGGGUUGCCAACAGAGACAAUCCACUCUCCAAGCCUAUCGGAACACUCAAAAUCUUCAGUAACAACCUCCAUCUCUUUGAUCAUACUAGUAACUCUGUUUGGUCAACCAAUGUGACUGGCCAAAGUCUGAAGUCGGACCUGACCGCCGAGCUUCUUGACAAUGGCAACUUGGUAUUGCGAUACUCCAGUAACAACGAGACAAGUGGAUUUUUAUGGCAAAGCUUCGACUUUCCGACGGAUACAUUACUCCCUGAUAUGAAACUGGGUUGGGAUAAGAAGUCGGGUCUAAAUAGGAUACUAAAAUCAUGGAAAAGCAUUAAUGAUCCUUCAACUGGCGAUUACACUUACAAAGUAGAAAUCCGUGAGCCUCCUGAGAGCUACAUACGGGAAAAGGGUGAGCCAUCACUCCGAAUUGGUCCGUGGAAUAGUGUAAGUGACAUUAACGUGAUUGGAAAAUUGACGCACGGAACCGAAAACAUUACUAUGAAGAGUGAGGAAAUCAGCUAUUCAUUUAGCGUAACUAACGGUAACGUUUUCUCAAUACUGAGGAUGGACCAUUCCGGAAUAUUGAACCGGUCCACAUGGAUCCCAACUUCAGGGGAAUUGAAGAGGAUAGGGUAUUUAUUACCAGAAGUAGAUGAUAUAUGCCAUGUGUACAACAUGUGUGGUCCUAAUGGUCUCUGUGACAUAAACACAUCACCAAUUUGUAACUGCAUCAAAGGGUUUCAGGCGAGACAUCAAGAAGCAUGGGAGCUAGGAGAUAAAAAAGAAGGGUGUGUGCGGAAGACACAGUCGAAGUGCAAUGGUGAUCAAUUCUUGAAGUUGCAGACCAUGAAGCUGCCAGAUACAGUAGUGUCAAUUGUAGACAUGAAACUUGGGUUGAAGGAAUGCAAGAAGAAGUGCUUAGCGACUUGCAACUGUACAGCAUACGCGAACGCAAAUAUGGAAAAUGGUGGAUCAGGUUGUGUUAUUUGGGUAGGAGAGCUACUCGAUCUCCGGAAAUACAAGAAUGCUGGUCAAGAUCUUUAUGUUAGACUUAGGAUGGAAGCCAUUGAUAUCGUAAGUAAUUUUUUACUUCUAAUGACUAUAUCAGGAGAAUUACAUUGUGAGGAAAUGACACUUGAAACAGUUGUAGUGGCGACCCAAGGUUUUUCGGAUUCAAAUAAAAUCGGUCAAGGUGGUUUUGGUAUUGUUUACAAGGGAAGGUUACUUGGCGGACAAGAAAUCGCUGUGAAAAGAUUGUUGAAGAUGUCAACUCAAGGUAUCGAUGAAUUUAAGAAUGAGUUGAGUCUGAACGCCAGUGUCCAACACGUCAACCUCGUCCAGCUCCUGGGAUACUGUUUUGAGGGUGGUGAGAUGAUUUUAAUAUAUGAGUACUUGGAAAACUCUAGCCUCGAUAAGUUUAUAUUCGACAAAAGCCAAAGCUCUAAGCUAACCUGGGAGAAGAGGGUCCAAAUUAUUAAUGGAAUCUCUCGGGGACUUUUAUAUCUUCACCAAGAUUCGCGGCGUCCGAUGGUCCACAGGGACCUAAAACCGAGCAACAUAUUACUUGAUCAAGAUAUGAUUCCGAAGAUAUCAGAUUUUGGGAUGAGUAAACUCUUCGACAAGCGUACGACAGCAGCUAACACAACAAAGAUCGUUGGAACUUUCGGUUAUAUGUCUCCCGAAUACGCGGAGGACGGAACUUAUUCAACAAAGUCAGAUGUUUUCAGCUUUGGAGUCGUGCUUCUUGAGAUUAUAUUUGGAGUAAAAAACAGAGACUUUUAUAUAUACUCGGAGAACGAAGAAAGUCUUCUUACAUAUAUAUGGAGGAAUUGGAAGGAAGGAAAAGGGCUCGACAGCAUAGAUCAAGUUAUCCUUGAUUCAUCAACAUUUCAACCACACCAAGUUAAAAGAUGCAUACAGAUUGGUCUCUUGUGUGUUCAAGAACGUGCAGAGGAUAGACCCACGAUGUUAUUAGUGUCUGUCAUGUUCGCAAGCGACACAAUGGAGAUCGAUCCGCCUGGACCGCCUGGUUAUUUAGUCCGUAGAAGUCAUCUUGAGACUGGUUCCUCGUCACGAAAGGAGCUAAACGAAGAAUCUUGGACUGUGGCCGAAGCAACCUACUCGGCCAUUGAACCUCGGUAAUCAAACGACGUGUUUCGCAAGGAAUUUAUUUAUGGGAGAAGGAUUCUAAAAGUUCAUUUCCAGCCGGUGUGGGAAGUAUCUUGGAACUUGAUAAAAAGAAAACAUAGCAAAGUACUUAAAUUUAUAUUUUAUAAUGUUUUUGUCUGUUUUACUAUAAAGAUCAGUAGCAUGUAAAUCAAUAGCAAAAAAUACAGAAACCUUCUCACGUUAUUUGAUCAGAAAGUAAAAUUAUAAUGUAGUACUUGCCAAAUUAUGAAGUACUCACAUUUCGUUUCAUAUUUUUAGACAAUAAUGUAUAUAGCUCUCAGACUGCCGCAGUUCACUUCAUAUUUUUAUUGCACAAAACCACUUCUUUUAGCAAUCUUUUCAUCCUUGAUGCAUGCUCUCUGUAAGAGUCAAAUACUUUGCUUUUGUGGUGCAUAAGGCGACAACAUGUUGUAAUCAUAAUCUCCAAUUUUCAGACACUCUAAAACGUAACGUUUUGCAGACUUAAUUUCUUUCUCAAAUUUUAGAUACAAAGAAUUAAUCAUUUAAAAACGGUAAGACCUGAAAAUACUAUAUCCCAUAUGUUACAAGAAAAGAAACCAGUUUUUCAGACGAUUUUUGAACGCGCAAUUUUCUAUGUAAUUAACGA
This is a messenger RNA of Arabidopsis lyrata subsp. lyrata, 2994 nucleotides long. Its product is annotated as putative serine/threonine-protein kinase receptor. Gene Ontology annotation, molecular function: ATP binding; protein serine/threonine kinase activity. NCBI's taxonomy places the organism in Eukaryota, Viridiplantae, Streptophyta, Magnoliopsida, Brassicales, Brassicaceae. The transcript is spliced from 6 exons. Gene Ontology annotation, biological process: protein phosphorylation; recognition of pollen. The coding region runs from base 12 to 2360 and encodes 782 amino acids. The record is from RefSeq and is a predicted model, not a curated record.